AUGAUGAUGUUCAAAUCAUAUAUUAUUAUUUUAUCCAUUGUAUCUGGUCUUGUUUUAACUAAACCCAUAAAAAAUAUCAAUAAUGAAAAAACUUCCCAAGAUAUAUCAACUCAACAAGUUUUUCGACAAGCUGAAAUGACUCUCAAUCGUUAUUUUCAAUCAAUGAAAUCCGAUACAGAUCGACUUGUUCAUGCUUUGUUACUUAUGUUAAUAAAUAAUCCAAAAUCAUUUCCACUAGUACCAAAUCGUACAUUAGAUAUAGCAUUGAAAAAUUUUGAAAAAAAAUUAGGUAAAAAUAACUUGGAUAUAUUAAUCAAACCAAUAUUUUUGUCUAUGGAACAAAAUGCUCUAAACAAAUCGAAUCAACCAUCAUCGUUUCAAUUGACGGAUGAAAUUAAACAUGAAAUAGAAGAUGCAUUGGACAAAUUCUUGGAAGAACAGGAAGACUCUUCUGAUAUAUAA
Molecule: messenger RNA, 462 nt
Organism: Rotaria sp. Silwood1
Lineage: Eukaryota; Metazoa; Rotifera; Eurotatoria; Philodinida; Philodinidae
Source: the annotation of a GenBank genome assembly